AUGUCCACCUUCCCAUCAUGGAAAGAUCGCUCGCAAAAUCAGUUCGGCAAACUUCAGAUUCAGGUGCCAUGGAAAUCCUUCCAGAUGCUGGUGCCUCAUCGCAUGCGCCGCAAGAUUCGCUCCAAGCUGCGCAGCCGCCUCUCACCCACCUCAUCCAUAUCCACACUGCAGACCUCCUUCUCGCCCGUCGACACGCUGCGGUCCUUACAGUCGCAUCGAUGGACUAUGUAUGAUUUUCAAUACCUACUCUUGCUCAUCCUCGGUUUUUUCUCCUUGACCAUCAUCCAAUCGCCCGGUCCACUCGCCAAGACUGCGAUCGCAACUCUGCUCCUCUUCUCUCCUCUCUUGCCGAUCACUCGGCAGUUUUUCCUGCCAUUCCUGCCCGUUGCCGGAUGGCUCAUUUUCUUCUACGCUUGCCAAUUCGUUCCAAGUGAUUGGCGCCCGGCGAUUUGGGUACGCGUGUUGCCUGCGUUGGAGAACAUCCUGUACGGUGCCAACAUCAGUAACAUUCUGUCUGCUCAUCAGAAUGUCGUGCUGGAUGUGCUCGCAUGGAUCCCUUAUGGCCUCUGCCACUACGGUGCACCAUUUGUGGUUUCCAUACUCCUUUUCAUCUUUGGUCCCCCCGGAACGACUCCUCUUUUCGCUCGCACCCUGGGAUACAUCAGUAUGUUUGCUGUCACGGUGCAGCUGGUCUUCCCCUGCUCCCCUCCCUGGUACGAGAACUUGUACGGCCUUGCUCCGGCCGACUAUUCCAUGCAGGGCAAUGCGGCCGGAUUGACGCGGAUUGAUAAGCUGCUUGGGAUCGAUCUGUAUACAUCGGGUUUCAAGCAGUCUCCCGUCGUCUUUGGCGCCUUUCCCUCCCUUCACGCCGCGGAUUCCACCUUGGCCGCUCUGUUCAUGAGCCACGUCUUCCCGCGCCUGAAGCCCUUGUGGGUCACCUACACCCUCUGGAUGUGGUGGGCCACCAUGUACCUGUCUCACCACUAUGCCGUCGACCUGGUCUGUGGUGGUCUACUGGCCACCAUCGCGUUUUAUUUCGCCAAGACUCGGUUCCUUCCCCGUGUUCAGGCCGACAAAACCUUCCGCUGGGAUUAUGACUACGUGGAAAUCGGCGAUGCCUCGCCUGAAUUCGGCUACGAUCUCGCCAGCCUGGACGGCGACUUCAAUGGGGACAGUGACGAGUGGACCGUGGGCUCUUCCUCAUCCGUGAGCUCUGGUAGCCUCAGUCCGGUUGACGAUCACUAUUCUUGGGAAAGUGAGACACUGACCUCCAAUCACGACCUUGAAGCUGGCCGCUAA
Penicillium oxalicum is the source of this 1299-nucleotide messenger RNA. Its product is annotated as phosphatase PAP2 family protein. Gene Ontology annotation, biological process: sphingolipid biosynthetic process; inositol phosphoceramide metabolic process. The transcript has 2 exons. The coding region runs from base 1 to 1299 and encodes 432 amino acids. Gene Ontology annotation, molecular function: inositol phosphoceramide synthase activity. Gene Ontology annotation, cellular component: inositol phosphoceramide synthase complex. NCBI's taxonomy places the organism in Eukaryota, Fungi, Ascomycota, Eurotiomycetes, Eurotiales, Aspergillaceae. The record is from RefSeq and is a predicted model, not a curated record.